GGCUGCCGCUGCUCCGCCCCGCCGAGGGGCACUGGGGGGGCGGCGGCCGCGCCUCGAACUUGGUGGGGGCGAGCGGGGAGAGGCUGCGGCCAUGGCGCCGUGAAGCGGUGGCGGCGCCGCGCCGGGGAGCGGGGCACGGCGCGGCGGUGGUGGUCGGCACGGUGCUGCCCUACGGUGCCUGCAGGAGCCUACAAGGUAGACCCAGGACCCCUCUCUGCUAGGCUCUUAAACACAGGACAGAGCUGGUGGAUGAUUACAGAGGGAUGGUGACUAAAAGGUGCUUUUCCCACAUGAGUGCAAGGAGAGUGGCUGGUUGAAAGAACUGACUGCUGUGGAGGACAGCAUGACCACCAUGAAAGGAAGCUGCCUCCUUACAGUGCUGUUGGCAGGAUUUGGUGUAUUAGGAAUAUUGGAGCCAGCAGCAGAAGAUAUCCACUGCCACAGAGCUGAACACCCAGUGAUUGCAUACAAAGAAAUUGCCCCUUGGUUACAUGUGUUCAGAGCAGAAGAUGCUGUAGACUUCUCACAGUUAACAUUUGACCCGGGACAAAAAGAGCUUAUUGCUGGAGCAAGAAACUACCUCUUCAGGUUGCGGCUUGAGGAUCUCUCUCUAAUACAGGCAGUGGAAUGGCAAUGUGAUGAAGCUACUAAAAGAGCCUGUUACAGUAAAGGCAAAUCAAAGGAGGAGUGCCAGAACUAUAUUCGAGUGCUUCUUGUUGGAGGCAACCAUCUCUUUACCUGUGGAACCAAUGCAUUCACUCCUAUUUGCACCAAUCGGACGUUAAGUAAUUUGACAGAGAUACAUGAUCAAAUCAGUGGCAUGGCUCGUUGUCCUUAUAGUCCCCAGCACAACUCUACAGCUCUUCUCACUUCCAGUGGGGAAUUAUAUGCUGCUACGGCCAUGGAUUUUCCAGGAAGGGAUCCUGCCAUUUAUCGCAGUCUGGGGGCCCUUCCUCCUCUCCGCACUGCCCAGUACAACUCCAAGUGGCUGAAUGAACCAAAUUUUGUGUCAUCUUAUGACAUUGGGAACUUCACCUACUUCUUCUUCCGAGAGAAUGCAGUGGAACAUGACUGUGGGAAAACAGUCUUCUCUCGGGCUGCUAGGGUGUGCAAAAAUGACAUUGGUGGCAAGUUUGUGCUGGAGGAUACCUGGACUACCUUCAUGAAAGCUCGGCUGAACUGCUCUCGUCCUGGAGAAAUUCCAUUUUACUAUAAUGAACUACAGAGCACUUUCUUCCUGCCAGAAUUGGACUUGAUCUAUGGGAUUUUUACCACUAAUGUGAACAGCAUAGCAGCCUCGGCAGUUUGUGUUUUCAACCUGAGUGCCAUAACUCAGGCUUUUAAUGGACCUUUCAAAUACCAGGAAAACUCUCGCUCUGCUUGGCUUCCGUAUCCCAAUCCUAACCCUAAUUUUCAGUGCGGCACCAUGGACCAGGGUUUGUAUGUGAAUCUGACUGAGAGGAAUCUUCAGGAUGCUCAAAAAUUCUUCUUAAUGCAUGAAGUCGUUCAACCAGUUAUUCCAAUUCCUUACUUCAUGGAAGACAACAGCCGAUUUUCUCAUGUGGUUGUGGAUGUUGUGCAGGGCAAGGACAUGCUCUUCCAUAUCAUCUAUCUUGCCACAGACUAUGGCACUAUUAAGAAAGUACUUGCCCCAGUGAACCAGUCUUCGAGCAGCUGCCUGCUUGAGGAAAUUGAACUCCUACCGAAGAGUCAGCGAGAGCCCAUCAGGAGUCUUCAGAUCCUGCAUAGCCAAAGUGUCCUGUUCGUUGGUCUUCAGGAGCAUGUGAUUAAAGUCCCCCUGAAGAGAUGUCUGUUUUACAAAACAUUCAGUGCAUGCAUUGGAUCCCAGGAUCCUUACUGUGGCUGGGACAUGGUGAUGAAGAAAUGCACAACACUGGAAGAAAGUCUGAGCAUGAGUCAGUGGGAGCAAAGCAUUACUGUGUGCCCAACAAGGAAUCUGACAGUGGAUGGACAUUUUGGAACAUGGUCGCAGUGGAAGCCUUGCAGCCACACAGAUGGUGCCAGUGUUGGAUCCUGCCUCUGCAGGACACGUGUGUGUGACAGUCCAGCUCCUCAGUGUGGAGGGUGGCUGUGUGAAGGACCAACCAUGGAAAUUGCCAACUGUUCCAGAAAUGGAGGCUGGACACCAUGGACUUCUUGGUCACCUUGUAGUACCACUUGUGGAAUAGGCUUUCAAGUACGUCAGCGUUCCUGCAGCAAUCCAACCCCUCGACAUGGAGGACGCGUCUGUGUGGGACAGAAUCGUGAGGAGAGGUACUGCAAUGAACAUCUGUUGUGCCCCCCUCAUGUGUUUUGGACAGGCUGGGGUCCAUGGGAACGCUGCACAGCUCAGUGUGGAGGAGGGAUUCAGGCUCGGCGUAGGAUAUGUGAAAAUGGUCCUGAUUGUCCUGGCUGCAGCGUGGAAUAUCAACCUUGUAACACCAAUGCCUGUCCAGAGUUAAAAAAGACAACUCCUUGGACGCCUUGGACUCCAGUCAAUAUUUCAGACAAUGGUGGCCACUACGAACAACGAUUCCGAUAUACCUGCAAAGCACGCUUGCCUGACCCAAAUUUGCUAGAGGUGGGAAGGCAAAGGAUUGAAAUGCGUUAUUGUUCCAGCGAUGGCACCAGUGGGUGCUCGACAGAUGGAUUAUCAGGGGAUUUCUUGCGUGCCGGACGGUACUCUGCUCACACCAUCAAUGGUGCCUGGUCACCAUGGUCUCCAUGGUCUCAGUGCAGUCGUGAUUGCAGUAGAGGUAUACGGAAUCGCAAACGAGUCUGCAGCAACCCUGAGCCCAAGUAUGGCGGUCUUCCUUGCCUUGGUCCAUCUCUAGAGUACCAGGAAUGCAACAUUUUGCCUUGUCCAGUGGAUGGAGGCUGGUCUUGUUGGUCGUCUUGGUCAAAGUGCUCAGCAACUUGUGGUGGAGGGCAUUACAUGAGAACCCGCUCCUGCACAAAUCCAGCGCCGGCAUACGGAGGAGAUAUCUGCCUUGGACUGCACACUGAAGAAGCCCUCUGCAACACACAGCAGUGUCCAGACAGCUGGUCGGAGUGGUCUGAGUGGUCCGAGUGUGACUCAUCUGGUGUCCAGCUCCGCGUUCGUCAGUGCAUUAUUUUGUUUCCUGUGGGCAGCCAGUGCACGGGUAACACCACGGAGAGCCGAGCCUGUACUUUUGACUCCAACUUCAUACCAGAAAUAUCGGUGGCACGAUCCAGCAGCAUAGAAGAAAAACGAUGUGGCGAGUUCAACAUGUUUCACAUGAUCGCGGUGGGAUUGAGUAGCUCAAUUCUUGGUUGCCUUCUUACCCUGCUUGUUUACACUUACUGCCAACGAUAUCAACAACAGUCCCAUGAUGCUACUGUCAUCCAUCCGGUGUCACCAGCUCCUCUAAAUACCAGCAUAACAAACCAUAUCAACAAACUGGACAAAUAUGAUUCUGUAGAAGCCAUCAAGGCAUUUAACAAAAACAACCUGAUUCUGGAGGAGAGAAACAAAUACUUCAAUCCACAUCUUACUGCAAAGACUUACUCUAAUACCUAUUUUACAGAUUUCAAUAAUUAUGAUGAGUACUAACGGGCUUGUGUAUUUUCUGGCCUCCUGUAACUUCCCAGUCCCCAAGGCCUGUGCUACAUGACUGCUCAUGUGAUUGAGGCUUCAGAGAUGAAGUUCAGAGACAUUUCAAGCACGAUCCAAGCCGUCAAUGUCCCAUUGCUGCCAAAUGCCCAAAACACCUGUUUGUGACAUGAUGUUUUCUUUGCGGAGUGAAAGGUUGGCCUUUGGUGUCGGGUGCAGCUGAAGCCCCUCGGUGUCACUGAACUGCUCAUGAGGAACACAUCGCUUCGCUGUUUCAUAAGCAUUCAGUCAGAUUUCUCUGAUAAGGAACUAAGCAAUCCCUGAGCUUUAAAAAAAAAAAAAGAAAAAAAAGAAAAAAAAAGGAAAAAAAAAUCUGUUACCCCUUAAAACUGCUGCAGGAGUACAAAUGCAAUUUUAUUUUUACUCAUUGUCUUUUAUUUCCAUGAGGUUUGAAAAGGGAGCUGUGCUGUUAGCCACAGAGCCCGCUGUGCAGCCUCCUGAAACUUGCACCACCAAAAAGAGCUGGGAGGGUGUUGAGAAGAAUGGCAAGAAGAAAUACGGUGGUUUAGCGAUGCUCUGCAGCAGCUCCGGGCUCUGCAGGGCUGAUCUCACUGGCCUACAAAACACGCAGGCUGCAGUUCAGCUGUUCAGAGUGCAGAGGCUAAGGCCGCACCCAAGGAUAUGACCUUGUACCAAAACUGGAAAGCUGCAGGGUAGGUGAUUUCCAUGUGCGAGCCGAGCCCAGUCACAGAAAGUCUUGACCUUGUUUGCUUUAAUUUUGGAGGAGGGAGGGUGAAAGGGCACAUGCUGCAGGGAGGCUGAGGCAGGAGGGCAGGUCGAAAAGGCGCUCUGGAAGGCCACCCCGUGCAUCAUUAGCAGGCCAGCCUUACUGCGACCUGCACGGCUGCACGGGUGGUGGCAUCCUGCAAGCUUCCUCACCCUGGUGCAUGGCUGUGGGAUCCCCCUGGUCUGACCACUGCAGCACUUGUGGUCAGGACAGGUACGGGAUGAUGCAACAGCACCGCGAUGUAUGUGCUGUCUCAGGCUCUUGGGCCACGUAGGCAUAAUCUGUAGAGCUGCUUUUCCCUUUCUGGCUUUUACUUUAUAGGCACGUGUUUAACAAAACAAAGCAUCAUCAGAAAAUGCAGAUGUAUUUACAAAACAUUGUCUCAUCAUACUGUCGUGUCCAACCAGCCCCUAAAGAAAACUUAUUAUGGUGUUUUAAGUGAAUAUCUUGUUGGACUUCAUUGAUGUAAAUAUUUAAAAUCCUGUUUGAGUUUUAAAUUAUCAGUUUUAGUUCCUUUUGUAGUGGCAGGUGAGGAAACACAAAGGAUUUUUAUACCAUUUUUCUUUGUUCUGUCUGUCUUCACCCAUGUUUAUGAUGAUGUUAUUUUUUGAGCUGGAAUUCCAGAAGUACAACUAAAAAGGAAAGGGCAGGGUUUUGGGCCAGAUUUUCCAGAGCACAUAGUAGCAAGGAAACAUUUCAUAUUUUCAGAAGCUUGUGAAAAGAAAUUGAAAAUGAAUAAUAACAACUAAGGAGUGAAACUUUUUUUUUUUUUUUUUUUUUUUUUAGCAUACUAGAUGCAAAGAUCAUCACAGCAGAAUACCAGGAAGAUAUGCAAGGAAAGGCAGAGUGGAAAUAUUUCCAAUCCAUGUUCAGAGCCCUUGAUCAUUAGGUUAUGCUAUGACAGGCAAACAGAGGAGAAAAAAAAAAAAGUACAGACAAUGAUAAUUAAAAAUUAUGUCCAAACAAAGCUACACAAAAAUUACUUAGGAACAUUGAUACUGUGAGACCGCAUUUAAGUACCACCUUCCUUGGUGGUCCAGCUACUUACAAGGCAAGUGUAAACAGUAAACAUCAUAUGUAAUGAUGGCAGUGAGCAACAUUCUUGAAUGGAGAUAGAUCCAAAUAUAGCACUAUCCUUCCUAUCUCUGUUCUGUAGUAAAAUGAAAAAAAUGCAAAGUGGUCUUUGAAAAGCUGUACUGUAAAAUGGAACACACAUUUACCAUCUAUGGAAAUAAUCAAGAUCAGCUGCCUAUUUUUUUUCCAUCUGAAUCAUUCUCCCUGUUACUAAAACUCCAUCAGAAGAGAGAUCCUCCACCCUCUCACUAGUUUAUCUUUAGAAGGGUUGAUGACAACAGUUCUCUAUAUUUUGUGAUUGUUUUACUGUACAUUAGAUUUGGUUUGCCAGGAAGCAAUUACCUGAUUGUCCUUGAGUAAAUUUUCUCUGCAAGAAAAUAGUGAAUCGAACAGAGGGGAAAAAACGCUCCAAAUCAUAAGCAUGUCCAGUAUCUGAGUCACUCUGUUCAUGCCAAAAGAUAAAUUUUCGCAUUUAAAUAUUUUUAAAAAAUAAGAUCUAAAUUGCUGCUACCACUAAGAAAAAGCAACACAUGCAUACACACACAUACAUGACAUUGUCCCUCUCUGCCCCUAUACUAAAAGCACAUUAGUCUGGCUUAUGGAUUUUGUAUUUAGACUAUUAGUUAUGAAUCAAAUAUCUUAAGAAUAUGUAAAGUAUGUAUUUUUAUUUUAACCUUUUUAAAUGAAAUUUAUCUGAAAUAAGCUUUUUUUUUUUAAAAAAAAAAACAACUUCAGUAGUUUGAGGCACGCUUAUCUUUACAGUGAUUUAUUUUCCAUUCCUUUCAUGAAUAGAUAUAUAUGUUAGAUGUGUUAUAUAUGCGGUGAUAAUACUCUAGGUUAAGUCUGCAUGAUCAUAGGUAGAAGUGCAUUUAGCAGAUGCUCAGUCUGCUCACACUUCCAUCACCCAACGGAACGUUUCAGAUGUUCAGAUCUCUGAGCAACUCCUAUGUGAUGUCAUUUAAAGACCAUGCCAAAUUGUCAGAAAAGUGUUCCUUUAAAACUUUUUUUUUUUUUUUUUUUUUUUUUUUUUUUUUGUCAUUUAGCUUCCUAAAUUACAUUAUUCUAAAUCUCAGGCAGAGGUGUAUUCAAAAUUCUACCUUAAGCAGUUUUACGCUAUUUUUCGAUAUUCCUUCGGGGUAAACAUGGAAAUUUUAGAUCACUUCUAUGAAAAAAAAAAAAUGAUGGCAAGAUCUCCUUGUCAAUCUAGACUCUGAGACAACACAUUUCAAAGCCAUUAUAUUUUUGUGUCUUAGGUAGUUUUAGAAGACCCCAGGUGCACUGACAAUAUCAGUAUUUUCACUUUCUGAGUUCUGCAUAGCUGUCCAGGUAGUUUAAUACAGCCUCUCCUAAUUUGUGGAGCAAAGCAAAGUGAGGUUUCUAUUAAGUUUCAAUUUAUUUAUUUAUUUAUUUUCUAAAAUUGGCCACACACAUUCUGGUAAAGAACAGAUUUCUACAUACAAGCACUUACACUGUUUUGCCAAAAAUGUAACAAAAUCCUUUUGCAUGGAUAAAGUGAUUUUUUCUGGAUAAAUAAAUAUUACCUCUGAUGUCAGUAAUUGAUAUUACUAAGCCAGUUUUACACCAAUUGCAUAACUUUGAAAAAAAUGUUCCAUUUCAAACAGAAACAUUUGAGCAGAUAGAUUACAAUCCUCUGAGUUUCCUUCCUGUAGAGCAUUGCUACAUAAAGUGAAGAGGAAGUAGGAUUGCCAGUCUGAUUCUGAACAGUAUACACUGUCAUUGGGUAAUCCAAAUUAAAACUUUGCUGGAGUACACAUUUUAGGCUUAUAUUAGUGUCUGAUGCAGAGAGCGCGUUCCUCAGUUGCUUAGAAAAUGGAUUCCUGUGCUUGCAGAUUUAUCCUGUACCUUGAUUUGAGUCUGAUGACCUUUAUGGUCACUUAAAUUGACUUCAGGUCGAAGCUUUUUCAGCCAACAUCAGUUACCUGCUGUUGGAGCAGUGUGGUUUGGCUAAAACUAAUCAAGAGAUUUCUGACUAGGAUUAGGGUUUUCUUAAGAGAGUGGGAGAGAGUUUAAAUGGCUUUGAUUUCCAGGCUAUUAAGCAGUACUGAUUAAAGUCUCAGAUUGGUGUAGGACACUGUGCAUUCAGUUAGCUCUAUCAGAAUCCCACAGUAACCUCUGGGAAAAUACCAUGUCAAUAUUCAAAUCAAGAGCUACCAAAGCACUUACGUUAAAUAAAGAAAGUUCUCGGAGCAUCAGAACAUAUGGCUGUUCAAACCAGAAAACAAAGUAAGAGGUCCCAGAUGCAACAAAAAGCGGUAACAAGAAUAAAUGCUUCAAGAUUUUUUCCUCAUAAUUAUUGAAUAAAUAUAUUCAUUUCUUUAAAUGUGGGACCAGUUUUAUUGAAAUCAGCAUGACAUAUGCGUAUUCCUAAAGUUAAUCGCGUGCAUAAUAGCUUUGCUGUAUGAGAUCAAUUCUGUAAACAGUUUGGUCCAAGUUUAUCCUGCUUUGCUUGAGGCAUCUGACCAAGUUUUGGUUGUAGCUGCCACCAGCAUCCUCUGUGUCAUGUCAGGGAGACCAUCCUUAGACGUGCAGUGUGACAACCCAGAGUGGUCUUGUGUCUCCCCACCAACAAAGUGGUGAGACUAGAGAGAUACACUUCUAAUUUUCUCUGUCAUUUAGAUGCCUAAAUUUAGAUGGGCAAAAGCUAAGCUCUCAAGCACAAGUAUGAUUUUACUCAUCACAUAAGUGACCACAUUGAGUUCAGUGGUAUGGAUGUAACAAGUUGCUUAUUUUAAUAUGUUUACAGGAUUGAGCCCAAAAUAUAUUGCUUCUGCACAAAUCCAUGCACAGUACAAGGUGAACGGAGUAGUAAUGAAACAGAUUCAUUUAAAAUUGUUCACAAGCAAAUCUGCAUCUUGAUAUCAGGGAAUAAAUGUGUUCAUUGUGUGGGGUAUUUGAAUUCAUUCCUUUCUUUGCUAAAUAAAUGAAUGAUAAAACAAGAUAUUGCUUGAUUUCAUUUAAAAGCCAUUCUUCCAAAUAAAGAAGGGUUCUGGGA
Oxyura jamaicensis (ruddy duck) is the source of this 8448-nucleotide messenger RNA. It is a transcript of the gene SEMA5A, whose product is annotated as semaphorin 5A. NCBI's taxonomy places the organism in Eukaryota, Metazoa, Chordata, Aves, Anseriformes, Anatidae. Gene Ontology annotation, biological process: neural crest cell migration; semaphorin-plexin signaling pathway; positive regulation of cell migration. The transcript is spliced from 23 exons. Gene Ontology annotation, molecular function: semaphorin receptor binding; chemorepellent activity. The record is from RefSeq and is a predicted model, not a curated record. Bases 344 to 3574 code for a protein of 1076 amino acids.